Molecule: messenger RNA, 1643 nt
Organism: Lontra canadensis (Northern American river otter)
Lineage: Eukaryota; Metazoa; Chordata; Mammalia; Carnivora; Mustelidae
Gene: DNMT3L
Product: DNA methyltransferase 3 like
Biological process (GO): negative regulation of transcription by RNA polymerase II
Cellular component (GO): nucleus
Molecular function (GO): DNA (cytosine-5-)-methyltransferase activity, acting on CpG substrates; enzyme activator activity; DNA binding
Source: RefSeq, a predicted model, not a curated record
AUGGAGCAGAGCAUGGAUGUCAUCCUGGUGGGCUCCAGCGAGCUGUCCCCGCCGGCUUCCCCUGUGCCCUGCAGAGGUGAGGGCUCAUUCGAGGACGGGUCCCUCCCCGAGGGUGCCAGCCCCAGGCCUGGGCCAUGUCUACGGUGCCAGGCUUCUGGAAUAUUCACAUACAUGGCACCCCCUCCCCCGCCGCCCCUCAGUUCCCGUGAGAUCAGGUCACCCUGUGACACGUGGCCACGUUUACAUGAGAAGAAGGCAGGAGAGGGAACGGUCCCCUUCUUGUUUCAUUUUUCAGAGCUUCUUGCGUAUGAAGUCAGGGUGAACCAGAGAGACAUAGAAGACGUGUGCAUCUGCUGCGGGAGCUUCCGGGUGCACACGCAGCACCCGCUGUUUGAGGGCGGCAUGUGCGCCCCCUGCAAGGACAAGUUUCUGGACUGUCUCUUCCUGUACGACGAUGACGGGUACCAGUCCUACUGCUCCAUCUGCUGCGCUGGGGAGACCUUGCUCAUCUGUGAGAACCCCGACUGCACCCGAUGCUACUGCUUCGAGUGUGUGGACACGCUGGUGGGCCCCGGGACGUCGGGGAGGGCGCAGGCCAUGAGCAACUGGGUGUGCUUCCUGUGCCUGCCCUUCCCCCGCAGCGGGCUCCUGCAGAGGCGGCAGAAGUGGCGGGGUGGGCUGAAGGCCUUCUGUGACCGGGAGUCGAAUUCGCUGGAGACGUAUAAAACGGUGCCCGUGUGGAAGAGAGAGCCAGUCCGGGUGCUGUCCCUCUUUGGGGACAUCAGGAGAGAGCUCGUGAGUCUGGGCUUCCUGGAGAGCGGCUCUACCCCGGGGGGACUGAGGCACCUGGACGAUGUCACAGAUGUCGUGAGGAAGGACGUGGAAGCGUGGGGCCCGUUCGACCUCGUAUAUGGUGCCACACCCCCCGUUGGCCAGGCCUGCGACCACCCGCCAGUGUGGUACCUGUUCCAGUUCCACCGCGUCCUGCAGUACGCCAGGCCCAGCCCAGGCAGCAGGCAGCCCUUCUUCUGGAUGUUCGUGGACAAUCUGGUGCUGAGCCAAGAUGACCGGCGCGUAGCCACUCGCUUCCUGGAGGCCGACCCCGUGACCAUCCAGGACGUCUGUGGACAAGCCGUCCAGGACGCCGUGCACGUGUGGAGCAACAUCCCGGCUGUGAGAAGCAGGCACUCGGCCCUGACUCCCCACGACGAAUUGUCCCUGCUGGCUCCAGACAGGCAGAGGGCAAAGCCUCCAGGCCAGGGACCUGCCAAGCUGGUGAAGAAUUGUUUUCUCCCCCUGAGAGAAUAUUUCAAGUAUUCAACAGAACUCACUUCCUCUUUAUAAAUGAUUUAUUUUACUAUGAAGAAAAAAGACUUUUGUUAGAACCAGGCAACUUUCCUUACACUGUUUCUUUUUUCCUUUCAAAUGAUUAUUUUAUUUGCUUGAUUUUGGAUUUUCCAAGGUUGCCACAGACGUGUCUUCCCUUUGGGUGUGGUGAUGAGGGCCCAGCCCUGCGGUGCCCUUCUCCGAGGUGUGGGGGGCGUGACGUUCCCAGCCCCCGACCGUUACGAAGCAUGUUUGCUGCUGAAAAUGUUUCUGUGUGCCGGUUGAGAAGUUAAAAAAUAUAUUUAUCGUGCUGGUUA